CCCAAACACUUAGAAUUUUUUCCAGUCCCAAUUCGCUAUCGUUUAACGUAGCAAGAUCAACUCUCGUUUUUGCAAGAUAUGGCUCCCACGAGCUCUUCGAAAUCCAAGAGCCAUGCGUCCAAGCUCCAGGGCAUCAGCGACACGACGUUCGCAUCUCUAGGGAACCUCAUCAAGCUCCUCCCUACAGGGACGGUCUUCAUGUUCCAGUUCCUCAACGCUCUCCUGACCAACAAUGGCCAUUGCCACACCUUCAACAAGUACCUCAGUGGCUUCCUCAUGGGCGCGUGCGCCUUCUCGUGCGCCUUCUCUUGCUUCACCGACAGUUUCACCGACUCCGACGGUAUGAUCCACUACGGCAUCGCCACGGCUAAAGGGCUGUGGCCCACAUCGGCUGAGAAUUCCGGCUCGGUCGACUUGUCCAAGUACAAGCUCCGGGUCGGCGACUUUGUCCAUGCGCUGCUCUCAACAAUGGUUUUCGCGGUGGUGUCCUUACUGGACCCGAACACCGUGGACUGCUUCUACCCGUCGCUCGAGUUAAAGCGGAAGGUAUUGCUCCUGGCUCUGCCUCCCGUGAUCGGCGCGGUGUCUAGCGCGGUUUUCAUGGUAUACCCCAACAAGAGGCAUGGGAUUGGGUAUCCUUCUUCUAGUUACGAGUCCGACGAUCAAAGUGCUACCAAGGAGGAGGAAUGAUUCAAAAGAUAAAAGAAAAAAGCUUUUAUUUGUCAUUUGCUGGUCACUUAGGAAGGCGUUGUACUUCCUUUGAGUUGCGUGCUUGUGGUGUCUAAGUUUGGUGUGGUGUGGCCUUUUCAUAAUAUCAUAUGGUUAGGUGAAGAGUGGCAAGACGAGGGUCUUGCACUUGUCAUUGUUUUUCAGUUUAUGUUACACCACAGUAGCUUGAUCAGCGAAUUUAUAACCUUGACGGGUGAAUUAAGAAGCAUAAGAUCUCAAAUUCGAAAUUAUCUCCA
Eucalyptus grandis is the source of this 965-nucleotide messenger RNA. RefSeq names its product protein DMP2. The coding region runs from base 79 to 690 and encodes 203 amino acids. The transcript has a single exon. Lineage: Eukaryota; Viridiplantae; Streptophyta; Magnoliopsida; Myrtales; Myrtaceae. Gene Ontology annotation, biological process: endomembrane system organization. The record is from RefSeq and is a predicted model, not a curated record.